UCCGCCUCCCCGGUGGCGGCGCGGGUGGCGGAGGCGGUAAGCGGCAGCGGCAGCGGCGCCUGCGCGUCUCCUGUCAGGGUCCGCAGGCAAGUCCCCUGGGCGGCCCAGCUGGACGUGGCGGAGCCGAAGCCCGGGGGCCGAUGGCGAUGAACUAUAACGCGAAGGAUGAGGUGGACGGCGGGCCCCCGUGCCCUCCUGGGGGCCCCGCCAAGACCCGGAGGCCGGAUAACACGGCCUUCAAACAGCAACGGCUGCCCGCCUGGCAGCCCAUCCUCACGGCCGGCACGGUGCUGCCUACCUUCUUCAUCAUCGGCCUCAUCUUCAUCCCCAUUGGCAUCGGCAUCUUCGUCACCUCUAACAACGUCCGUGAGAUCGAGAUUGAUUACACUGGAAUGGAACCCUCCAGCCCCUGCAAUAAAUGCAUGAAUACCACUAUCACACCGUGUUUUUGUAUCAUUAACUUCACACUGGAACAGUCCUUUGAGGGCAAUGUGUUUAUGUAUUAUGGACUGUCUAAUUUCUAUCAAAACCAUCGUCGUUAUGUGAAAUCUCGAGAUGAUAGCCAGUUAAAUGGAGACCCUAGUGCUUUGCUUAAUCCAAGUAAGGAAUGUGAACCUUAUCGAAGAAAUGAAGACAAACCAAUUGCCCCAUGUGGAGCUAUUGCCAACAGCAUGUUUAAUGAUACAUUAGAAUUGUUCCUGGUGGCCAAUGAAUCUGACCCCACACCUACACGAAUUGCUUUGACAAAAAAAGGGAUUGCUUGGUGGACAGACAAAAAUGUGAAAUUCAGAAAUCCACCUGGGAAAGAAAGCCUUGCAGAAAAAUUUAAAGAUACAACAAAGCCAGUAAACUGGCAUAAACCAGUGUAUCUGUUAGACUCUGAUGAUGAAAAUAAUAAUGGAUUCAUAAACGAGGACUUUAUUGUUUGGAUGCGUACUGCAGCAUUACCUACUUUUCGUAAGUUGUAUCGCCUCAUAAAACAGAGCGAUGCUUUGCACCCGACAUUACCAGCUGGACAGUACUAUUUGAACAUCACAUACAAUUACCCUGUAUCUUCUUUCGAUGGAAGAAAACGGAUGAUCUUGAGCACUAUUUCAUGGAUGGGAGGAAAAAAUCCAUUUUUGGGAAUUGCUUACAUCACUAUUGGAUCCAUCUCCUUCCUUCUGGGAGUUGUACUGCUAGUAAUUAAUCAUAAAUAUAGAAACAGUAGUAAUACUGCUGACAUCACCAUUUAAUUUUAUAUUCUGAAAACAAAUCUACUGCAUGUGCAUCAAGGCCAGUCCUGUUCAACCUAGGUUUUGAAUGCUAAUGUCUGGUUAGUAUGUCAUUUUGAAGUUGGCACAUAACCUAAAAAAGAAAAAAAAAAACACUCUUUGUUCCUUGCUUCUUACAUAUGGAUGACUUACGAAAAUAUAUGAUGGGUAUGCAAAUUAGCUUUAUUGAUCAUAUCAAUAUUGUAACUGCUAAAAUGGCAUUCUAACGUCUGCUUUUUAUUGGGACAGGCCAUGUGAUGCAGAGAGCCUCUUUCAUGUGAACGUGUCUACUGCUUAAACUGUUCAUGCUGUGUUGAUAACGUUACAGUGACAUGAUGCUGUUUGUGUGUGCCUACU
Acomys russatus (golden spiny mouse) is the source of this 1610-nucleotide messenger RNA. RefSeq names its product transmembrane protein 30A (gene Cdc50a). The record is from RefSeq and is a predicted model, not a curated record. Gene Ontology annotation, cellular component: Golgi apparatus; endoplasmic reticulum; plasma membrane. NCBI's taxonomy places the organism in Eukaryota, Metazoa, Chordata, Mammalia, Rodentia, Muridae. The transcript is spliced from 7 exons. Bases 141 to 1235 code for a protein of 364 amino acids. Gene Ontology annotation, biological process: phospholipid translocation.